UCACCGGGAUAGAUAGAACCAUUGGUCCUAAUUCCUCAGCCCUCCCUGCACCCACCGCUUGCAUGGUUUUGUGGUGGGUGGAGGGUACUUUGCCCCCUGGCUUGGGGCUUGCCCACGUGGCUUGCUUUGGCCAUGGAAUGAAGCAGAAACGAAAGCCUGCCGGUUCCGAGCCGCGGCCUGAAGACGCCUCAGGCGGUUCCGCCGCCCCCGUGCGCUUCCCCCUUCACCCAGAAGCCCUUCUCUGGUGCAGCCGCUGCUUCCUCAGCCGCGGCCCAGAAGGAACGGCCCCUGGCCAAUCCGCAGGCCUGCAGGGAGCCGCAGAGCGCAGCAGCCGGCCCAGCGUUCAAGCCGAAGCCCAGGACUGCGAGAACCUUAUUCUAGCCGCCGUUCUGGACGGUGGAUUAGGACGCGUUGCUGUGGCAGAAGCUCAGUGCAUGCACCCGCUCCUUCAUUAGGCUAUAGGGCCAGCGGCUGCGACAGGGACCUGAUACAACAGUGCGUUAAAUAAGGAGCUUAUUGAGCUCUCCUGCCGUAAGGCGGUGGAGAAGUCCAGGGCCAGUGUGGGGGCUCCAGCCGGGGCUGAGGCCCAUCCGCGUGGAACCUCACUCUGGUUCGCAGGUUGUGGUUUUAGGAGCCUUCAGCCUGGCGAGCCCCAAACGGUCCACAGGGCGGCGCCAGACCCUCUUCCCAGCGCCACCUCUAAAGCCUUGGCUCCAACCAGUUCCGCUUCUGCUUCAGGCUCGGGAUUUUCACUCUUCUCAAGUGGGGGUGGCCCUCUCCCGAUCUUCUGAGUCGCAAGAGCAUCUCUUUCCUCCAGGACCUCAGAGCCAGAGCUAGGCGAGAGGUUCUGACCUCCAGGGUCGGGGUGGCGUCCCUGUGAAGAUGCGGUCCUUCCUCCCGUCCCCAGGCGCCCGGCCUCUUCCACCCUCAGCCCCCUGGUCGCUUCCAGCUGAAGACGCCAGCGCACCUC
Callithrix jacchus (white-tufted-ear marmoset) is the source of this 970-nucleotide messenger RNA. Lineage: Eukaryota; Metazoa; Chordata; Mammalia; Primates; Cebidae. The record is from RefSeq and is a predicted model, not a curated record.